AUAUAGUCCGCCGCUAUUUUUAGUCGCAGCAGUGUAUGAAUGUGGUCCGAUAAAAGCAUGGGAUUUUAGUCGAUAUGGACUUUUAAUUGUCAUUAUUAUACUGAACUACUUCAAGUAUCAACAUGGCAUCCGGUUCACGCGCGGAAACGGACAAAUCCGCCAUCGCUGCCAAACUGUGGGCUGCUGCGAGAAACACAGUGGAUAUGCUGACAAACGAUGAAAGUGAAACCGCAUUCAGUUCUGUAGAGGACAUGUUGGGCAAAUCAUCUUAUGAUGUGAGUGAUGAUAAUGACAUGGAAGUGGAGACAAUGGACAUGGGAUUGAAGAUAGAUUCCGUAUUCACUUUGCCGCUGGAUACGUAUUUAGAAGAAAAAGCAGAAGAGCCAAUCGAGAAGUUACUUAGGAGAGAACAGCAGACUAAAUUCCUUGAAUCUCAGUGUAAGCCAUUCUCUGUUGUCUUGCAAAACAUUGAUCACGACCUUGCAGGGAGACACCGGGUAUUUUACAGACAAUGGAAAAGACGUUUUGAUAAGUGUGGAGAAUCUUGUCGAUAUAAGUAUAUCGAUAGUAUACUGAGACCACGACCGAAAAACCCCAAAAAGAAGAGGAAGCCAUAUACAUACAAAAAUGGCACGAGAAAAUCAGGCAGCAGGUCUUGUUUGGAAAAUGUGUCGCAGUAUAGUGGCGAAAAGAACGACACAUCGCAUAAAGAAAAUGUCGUGGCUGUCAAGCAAUCUUCAAACAAAAAACCAACGCAGCUCCGGGAUUCAUUGCGUAAGAAAGCGCUUUCAGAUAGAGAAAAAUUGCGAUAUCAGUACGUGAACCAAAUGAUGCGUAAAGAUAACUCUACUAAAUCUUACAUCAUGCGUUAUCAGUUUGGCAACAAACACGCGAAUACGUCAGCAGAUCAGGUCACCCGUUCACCGCAAAUAUGCGAAACAAAAACAACGACCAAUGUAACUACAGCAUCGGGCAAACAAUGCGCAACCGAGACUCUGAGGAAAAUGAAAGUGAAAAUAGAACCAGGUUUAGAAAUGCAAAACACGACACCUGAAGAGAAACUCUCAACAUUUCAUAAUGUUAAAGUGAAAAUAGAGCCGACGGAUGAAACUGAAGCUAACGGUUAUAACGUUCAGGAUGACUCUACAAUGGUGUCGCUUUUGAAAAAAACUAGUUCAUCGGAAGAAAUGAAAAACUAUUCUACAAUCAAAGGGAUUCUGGGAACAAGGAAAGAAUCGGGAGGUGACGCACAAACGAAGGCAAAUCUGACAAUCCAAUCAAUUACAGACGCUUUAAAGUUCAAACUUAAGUCUUCUGGGUCAACUGAUUUAACCAGUGGUGCACUAAAGGUAUCAAUGCCCUUUGCUCCUUACAAGAGUAAGAGACCUGUCGAUUCUAAACCUGCAGACAAAAGCAAAGUUUUCACCUCGUCUGCACCACAAAAUCAGAAUUUUAAAACUCCGACAAAUAAUGUGCCUUUAUUAAAAAAUACUUCUGUCCUCUUAACAGCUGCCAAUCAAGUGUCGUCACCUCAGGCCCCGCUUCAAUUUCUCAUGACAGGUGUCAAUUCAGCAGGUACCCAGAAUCAGUCGCAAAUGAUUCUGACGGGUUCAAACACAACACGUACCCUUAAUUCGCCACAAUUAGUUAUGUCUGGUUUGAAUGCCCCAUCAGGUACUCAAAAUCCAACACAAAUCGUUUUGGCAGCUGCAAAUACGACAAGCACACAGAAUCCUGCACAGCUGAUUUUAACCAAUACUAAUCAGCUUACCAAUACGAAUAUGCAACAAAUUGUCCUGCCACAUGCAAACAGACCAGUCACAAACCAGCAACUGCUUUUAGCAAAUAAUGCAAACGGAUCAACACGAUUAUUUUUGGCAAAUACAAAUUCAACACUUCCAGUAUCUCAGAGUACUCCAAAUCUGGUACUGACGAAUAACAUUCGGCCUCAAGUAUCUCAGAGUACUCCAAAUUUGGUACUGACGAAUAACAAUCCGCCUGUUACUAACAGUGGCCAAUCGCAGGUACUUUAUGCCAACGUGUACACCAAUCCAAAUCAGACGAACGUUACCGGCGUUUUGCAAACGGGACAGUACGUAAUGGACCAAAUAGUUCAGCAACUUCAACAGCAACCAAGUAUGUUGAAUAUAACAUCCAAACCGCAAGUGCAGCCACAAACAAUCGCAGGGCCUACAGUCCAUACUGUAACUCCGCCAGUGCAAAGGACAACCUUUGAACCUUCUUCAUCGUCUGUUGUACCACAACCUGUACCUGUGAUACAAACAUCCAGUGUUUUGCCUAACUCAAUGUCAUUUCCACCCGGUACCCUAUUUUUUAAACGGAAUUCUCUUCCUGAAGCAGCCCCUAUAACAGGUAUGCAAGCAUUGUCUGAAAUAAGGACAGAAACUCAGAUAAAAUCGACUUCUGCAAUAGGUGACAAUAUUCAAGGAAGCAUAGACAAUUCCAGUGUUCCAGUGGAAGGGAAAACUGUUACCAUUGGAAAGCAAAAAUAUUUGCUCGUUCCAGCGUCAUCGUUGAAGUCUUACGCCCAAAGCAUGAAUGAUGCAAUCGUAAACACAGAAAAUAACGACACAAAGAAAAGAUAUGACGGAUUUUCGUCGUCGUCUGUCUCGGAAAAGGUAAAUAUGUUACUAGAAAGGAAUGACGCCAUUGUUAAUCGAACCAUGAUAUCAACAAGCCAGUCCAAUAAACCGACGAACAGUAAAGUAAUUUUACCUAAAUUAAUGUCUUCGGAUGCUCGAAAAGAUAGCCUUACAACUGUAGCAGCUCGGAAAGAUGGGCAUCCUAAAGUAGAAGCCCGGAAAGAUGGGCAUCCUAAAGUAGAAGCUCGGAAAGAUGGGCAUCCUAAAGUAGAAGCUCGGAAAGAUGGCCCCCCGAAAGUAGAAGCUCGGAAAGAUGGCCCCCCGAAAGUAGAAGCUCGGAAAGAUAGGCUUCUGACAGAAGAAGAUCGGAAAGAUAGGCCUCUGACAGUCAGAGAGGCCCUACAAAACAAGGCAAGACCACGACAAAUAGCUCAAACAUUCGUGUCUAAUGAUAAGACUGAUAAUGAUGAUGAUGUUAUUUACAUCGACGAUCCCGAUGCUGUUCCUGUUGUCAUUACCAUACCUCAUACCUCUGCGAAUUCGCGGAAGCGAAAUCCAAGGAAGUCCAAGCCCCAGCCUCGUUUAGAUUAUGACGAGUUUUUGAAACUACAGAAGUCACGACCGAUUGUUUCAAGCGGUGACGAUAGCUGCACUGACACUGAAGUUGAUAUUGAGACUGUUGAUACUGUGCCGGGAAUGGCCGGAAAAGGCAUGCUAAUUCCGAGAACUCCCACAAUGCCAAAAGGUGUGCGUGAAUGGCCGGAUGGUGCAACCAUUAGCGAGAAGAGCAUUACACUUCCCUCAAAUAUGUUGGAAAACAUUGACGAAUCAGCAUGGUGAAUAUGUUGAGAAAAUAACAUUUUGCUGGAGUUACGACUGUGCUAGGUAUUACGAAAAUAUUGUUACAUUUCUACGUUAGGAUACUCUGCUUUCUAUACUACUCUGGUCCUUAAGAUAUGUUUCCGAUCGGCAGUUUAUACUAUUUGCCUCGAAAAGUAAGGAAGAAGUAGAGGAACUAGUUGUAAUAUCCGAUUCGAUAUAUUCCGAUACCUGAAUAUGAAUUAUUACAAAUCAACCAAGAAAUCCAUACUAUUCCAUUUCAAUACUUUAACUCCUACUGAACACGAACAAGUUUCUCUUGAUAUUUCCAUAUUAUUCGUAUUGAAGAUAUUUGUCCACUGUUUUGUUUUCAGAUUUACUGUUUUGAAAAAAAAUGCGAAAGCAGUAUUUGUGAUAAGAUACUGAAUGUUUGGAUGGAAAGUUCUUUUGCGUUUGAAUAUCAAUGCUCUCUUAAUUUUGAAUUCAGUUAAAUUUUCCGUCAAAGCCGGCGGGUGCAAACAUGUUUCACAAACAUCUUCUGGAUAUUGAAAAUGCACUAUAGAUGCAUUGAAAUGGAAAACCUUGAAAAAUAAAUCAUUAUUAAACAGUAAUAAAUACCCGUCGCGUUGGAGGACUCGAGGCAAUAAGGUUUCCUGAGCAGGUGUUUUAUCCUUGGUAGUAAAGUUUAUUAUUAAAUUAAUUGAAAUACAUAAAAGCGCAAUGAUUAAUAAUUAGCGCACACGAAUUACCUUACGUAGACAACAACAUUCAGAAACCAAAUUAGUGCAAUCAUAAAUCAGCGGAAAGAGCGCUUUGAUAAGACUACCUCUAAAACAUGGACAUUUACUGUAUGUUGUAAAAUACCUAUACAGUCCAGUAGUAAUGUUGUUGUCCCGGCUGGCUUGGCAGAUAAUACUAAGGUAUAAGAUUUCGUGCCACUAUUGCAUAUGACAGACAGGCGUCUUGUUGGUUUGACUAGCAAUUUCGUUUUAAAUAAUUGAGCCAAUACGUUUAUUUGGUCUAGAUGUUGAUACCAGUAUGUGUUUAUAUUUUAAUUGUUUUAAUAUUCAUUAACAUCGUUACCAUUAAGUCCAUCACUGACUAUAAAUAUAUGUUAUUUCAUAUACACAUUUGUUUGAUUUAUAUCUGGCAGAAGUUACCCUGUGAACUUUCUAUAAAGUUCUGUCCGUCGUCUUACUUCAGCAUGUGUGAGACGUAUUCCCACUAUCCAACAGCAAUAUUCAUGUCAAAAUAAAGAGAACAAAAGGAUUCUA
Pecten maximus is the source of this 4696-nucleotide messenger RNA. RefSeq names its product mucin-17-like. The record is from RefSeq and is a predicted model, not a curated record. Bases 123 to 3443 code for a protein of 1106 amino acids. NCBI's taxonomy places the organism in Eukaryota, Metazoa, Mollusca, Bivalvia, Pectinida, Pectinidae. The transcript is spliced from 2 exons.